Sinocyclocheilus anshuiensis is the source of this 3276-nucleotide messenger RNA. It is a transcript of the gene ephb4a, whose product is annotated as eph receptor B4a. The coding region runs from base 295 to 3258 and encodes 987 amino acids. Lineage: Eukaryota; Metazoa; Chordata; Actinopteri; Cypriniformes; Cyprinidae. Gene Ontology annotation, cellular component: dendrite; plasma membrane. The record is from RefSeq and is a predicted model, not a curated record. Gene Ontology annotation, molecular function: transmembrane-ephrin receptor activity; protein binding; ATP binding. Gene Ontology annotation, biological process: ephrin receptor signaling pathway; protein phosphorylation; axon guidance. The transcript has 17 exons.
AGUUGUGAGUGAUUUUUAAAUCUCCAUUUUUCUCUAAAUCUGUAUUUCUAUAACAAACUUAACUGACACGGUAUCAGAUUUUGUUUUUCACAAUUUAAUUAAACUGUUCUCGUCUGAAGUUUAGCUUUUUUUUCCCUCUCUCAUGACUUGGUGGCUUUUCUCUGUGCUGUGACGACUCCCACCGUGCGAUUGUUCGUUCCUGAUGGGUACAAGACCCAGCUGACGACUCUUAAACCUUUGCACUGUUUGCCCAUCUUUGUAAACAUUCACAAGUAAAACACUCGUGAUUCCACGAUGGAGCUCUUCUCCAGGAAUGUGGCCGCGCUCUGGAUUAUCCUGCUGGAGUUCCUGCUCAGAUCAGUGGCUGAAGAAGAGGUCCUGAUGAAUACAAAGACGGAGACAUCAGAUCUGAAGUGGACGACAUACUCUCGCUCUAAACCUGAGUGGGAGGAGAUCAGCGGUCUAGAUGAAGAGAACAACAGCGUGAGGACCUAUCAGAUCUGCCAGGCCGACGGCUCGUCCAGUCACUGGCUGCGCAGUAAGCUCAUCGAGCGGCGAGGGGCGUCGCAGGUGUACGUGGAGCUGCUCUUCACCAUGAUCGAAUGCUCAUCGCGGAGCACGCACCACCGAUCCUGCAAAGAGACCUUCAACCUUUACUACUACCAGAGCGACACGGAUGACGCGACAGCAACCCACCCAGCGUGGAUGGAGAACCCCUAUACCAAGGUGGACACGGUGGCCGCAGACUUCCUGCUGCGUAAAGGUGGAGAGAAGAAGUUUAAUGUCAAAACGCUGCGUUUGGGCCCUUUGACCAAACGGGGAUUCUACUUGGCGUUCCAGGCCCAGGGCGCAUGCAUGGCCCUUCUAUCCGUGCGCGUCUUCUUUAAGAAGUGUCCGGCUCUCACGCGCUCACUAUCCGUCUUCCUGGAGACAGUUCCACGCUCGCUGGUCCAGGAGGCAGUGGGCCAGUGUGUGGCCAACGCAGCGCAGCCUGGACCCAAUCCCAGACCGCCCAAGAUGUUCUGUGGAGAAGAUGGACAGUGGGUGGACCAGCCCACCACCACCUGCACUUGCCUGCCGGGCUUCGAGGCCAGCCAUGGAGAGCUGGAGUGUAGAGCGUGUCCUGUGGGUCAUUUUAAGAUGGGAUCUGGUCCUGGCCCGUGUUCUUUGUGUCCUGACUCCAGUCACACAGGAGAGAUGGGAUCUGCCUCCUGUGCGUGUCGCCCUGGUUUUUACCGUGCCCCUACCGACAGUCCAGAUACACCCUGCACACGUCCGCCCUCGUCCCCGCGCAGCCCUGUUCCCCAGGUCAAUGACACCUCUCUCACGCUGGAAUGGAGCGAACCGUUAGACAGCGGGGGCCGUUCGGACCUCACCUACAGCGUGGAGUGUCGAAUGUGCUCGGCCCCCAGGGGCCCCUGCAUGCCAUGUGUGGACGGUGUGAAUUACCGCCCGUCCCAAACUGGGAUCCAGGGCCGGCGUGUGAGCAUUUGGGGUCUCCGACCUCACACCACCUACAGCUUUACCGUGAUGGCCCUCAACGGGGUCUCUCCUCUGAGCCUGCAGGGGCCCGCGGGGGAGACCAUCAACAUCACCACCAGCCCCAACGUUCCUGUAUUGGUGUCGGGUUUGAGGAAGGUCACAGCCACAGAAUCCAGCCUGACGCUGCACUGGAACACACCGACCCAAUCACACUACAGGAUCCUACAGUACCAGCUACGCUACUGUGAGAAGGAGCGCGGUUCUGAGGAAAACUCCUGUCAUUUUAUGGAGAGUAAUAUCAACGAGGUCGUAUUGAGCGACUUGCGCAGGGCGACACAGUACGAGGUUCAGGUCCGCGCUCGCACCUUGGGCGGCUAUGGCAGCUUCGGUCAAGCUGUCGUCUUUCGGACCCUUCCUGACGAAGAUGAUUCCUCGUCUCCACUGCUUGUUACUGGGAUCCUUAUAGCCAUGGGCAUGCUGCUCCUCAUCAUCGUCAUUGCUGCUGCAAUCUACUGUAUAAGGAAGCAAAGUCAUUUCAAAGAUCCAGAAAUGAGUGACAAAAAUGGCCAAUAUCUCAUGGGUCAAGGAGUGAAAGUUUACAUUGAUCCAUUCACUUAUGAAGACCCUAAUGAGGCCGUGAGAGAGUUUGCUAAGGAGAUUGAUGUCUCGUGUGUCAAAAUCGAGGAGGUUAUUGGGGCAGGCGAGUUUGGAGAAGUCUGUCGUGGACGACUGAGGAUUCCGGGUAAGAAGGAGAACUAUGUUGCCAUUAAGACUCUUAAGGGUGGAUACACAGACAAGCAAAGGCGGGACUUCCUGUCUGAGGCCUCAAUCAUGGGCCAGUUCCAGCAUCCCAACAUUAUCCACCUGGAAGGCAUAAUAACAGCCAGCUGCCCGGUCAUGAUCCUCACUGAGUUCAUGGAGAAUGGAGCUCUGGACUCCUUCCUGAGACUCAAUGACGGUCAGUUUACUCCAAUACAGUUAGUCGGCAUGCUGCGUGGCAUCGCGUCGGGAAUGAAAUAUCUCUCUGAAAUGAGCUACGUACAUCGUGAUCUUGCUGCUCGGAAUAUUCUCGUCAACAGUAACCUGGUCUGCAAGGUGUCUGACUUCGGUCUGUCGAGAUUCCUGCAAGAGAAUUCAUCUGAUCCUACGUACACCAGCUCACUGGGUGGUAAAAUUCCAAUCCGUUGGACGGCACCCGAGGCCAUUGCAUUCCGUAAAUUUACCUCUGCAUCAGAUGUAUGGAGUUACGGAAUUGUCAUGUGGGAAGUGAUGUCGUUCGGAGAGCGGCCAUACUGGGACAUGAGCAAUCAAGAUGUGAUUAAUGCCAUUGAGCAGGAUUACCGGCUGCCUCCUCCUCCUGACUGUCCCACUCACCUGCACCAGCUGAUGUUGGACUGCUGGCAGAAGGAGCGGACGGCACGGCCACGCUUUUCCAACAUCGUCUCAGCACUCGACAAGCUGAUUCGCAAUCCUGCCUCGCUUAAAAUCACCGCCCAAGAGGGGGCAGGACCCUCUCACCCUCUGUUAGACCAGCGUUCCCCUCUGACGCCCACAUCCUGUGGGACAGUGGGAGACUGGCUCAGGGCCAUUAAGAUGGAGCGUUACGAGGAGAGCUUUCUACAGGCUGGGUACACGUCCAUGCAGCUGCUCGCCCACAUCACCACAGAGGAUCUGCUGCGUUUGGGAAUAACUCUGGCUGGUCAUCAGAAGAAGAUUCUGUCCAGCAUUGAGGCUCUUGGGAUUCAAAACAAAACUCCAGGGAAUGUGCUCUACUGAGUGAACCAUCCACACACA